Messenger RNA from Closterium sp. NIES-67, 4809 nucleotides. The record is from the annotation of a GenBank genome assembly. Lineage: Eukaryota; Viridiplantae; Streptophyta; Zygnematophyceae; Desmidiales; Closteriaceae.
UCGCCUGGACGACCUCUUUCGUCAGCGCUUCGGCCCGUUGCCAGACCUCCCGGACUGGCACAGUUUGCUUAGUCGUAAGAUUCAGAUCUUUGAUAUGGACAUGGAUGCCAUUGUUUCUGCUCUGCAUCCUAUCUGCCCGCGCGUGAUUCCAACUUCCGCCAUUGCUGCCACCCUUUCACCCUUGACUCUAGCCAGCAACCUAGAUGCAUAGGAGGCAUCGCCUUGGCUCUCGUUCCUCGAUUGCGACCGUGCAGUGUAACUAAGAAUCUUGGAUUAACAAUUCUCUAAGAAUCCACCACUCGAGCCGUCUGUUACUCUAUGGCGCUGCAGGCGUCGUGUGCCCACCCGUCGUGUGCCAUCCUGUGGACUUGCAACCGGCCCGGCGUCGACUAGCCUUGUAGGAACGAGCGUCUGUUAGAAUAUCGGCCGCAGAGAUCAGCAGAGAGUACGAAUUCUGGAGGUUAGAAUUGAGAAGACGCCUUACGUAGCAGUAGGGCAAGCUAAAUCCUGCCGACCAACCGUCUAUUAGGGUAAGGAGUCUCGAUAAACCGCCCGAUGUCAUCGUCGCCGUGGAAUGCGGCGGAUGCCGACGCGGACCCGGCCAUCAACGCGUGGUCUACGUUCGACGACAUGGUUUGGCUCGAGUUCGGCACCGACGACCACAUCGUGCCCGCGCAAGCCGCCGCGGCCCACGCGGACUGGCCCGCGGAGAUGGGGCGCGCGGAGGAAGGGGACCAGAGUGAGGUGCGCGAAGAAGGUGGAGCGGCGGACAUGGGGGGAAAUGAGCGCGUUGGGGACGACGCGGACAUGGGGGACGAUGCGGGGGAGCAGGCGUGCAAGGCGGCGAAGGCGUGUGAUGGGGGCGAUGGGUGCGCGGGGCAAGGGGUGAAUGAGCCGCGUGUGGGCCCCUUUAACGGACUGUCAAACGCCGACACGCGCGCUGCUGCUGCCGCGCCUACCGCGCCUGCUGCUCUUUCGCGUGCUGAGGUUGUGGGCGGUGUGGGGGAGAGCGGAGGGCGGGGAGGCGAGGGGGAGGGAGCGGCGGCAUCAGAUUCACACAGCGUGGCGGCGGCGGCGGACCACAACGGCCUCGUCCCGCGCCCCCUCACGCCGUCCGCUCUCCCUUCUGGCUGCGCGGGGAGCGUGGAGGGGCGAGCUGAGACGCACGCGGAGGGGGUGACGGAGGCAUCGGCGGAGAGGGGCGGAGGGGGCGCACGAGGGCGGAUGGCGGAGGCAGAGGAGAGACACAGAAACAGCAGCGCGGGGAGGGUGGGGGAAAUGGCGGGCAGGCAGGGGCUGGCGAGGGAGGGAGGCACAUGGCAACAGGGGAAGGGAAAGGUAGGGGGUGGAGCGGAGACGGCAGCAGGGGCGAUGGGAGGAGGCAUGAGGACUGCUGCCAGCGAUGCGCACGUGGCUCGUCGGCGAGUGGUGGCGCGGCGCCGCAACGAGAGGGAGCAGCGCACGCCCACGCCGAGGAAGACGGCGCACUCCGCUGCUGCCGCCACCGCCGCCCGCCCCACCACCACGCACCCGCACACGCACUCGCACUCUCACUGCGCCCCCCUCGCGUCGUCCUCCCCCACCGUUGCCUCUGCGCCGCCCCCUGUGCUGCGCCACUCCCUCAUGGCGUCCCCGUCCAUCCACCCGCCCUCCCCCUCCGUCUCCUCCCUCCACACCGCCCCCUUCCCCCUCUCUGCUCGCACUCCCUCCUCCCUCCCCUCGCUCCCCUCGCUCCCCUUCUUCCCCGUGGCCCCCCUGCCCGCUGUCGCCAUGCGUCCCCCCGCGCACCUGCCCACGGCGUUCCUCUCGUCCGCGCUGCCCUCCGCGCUGCCCUCCUCGCCUGCCGCCUUCGCCCUGCCCGGCGGCCCGGCGCCCUCCGCGGCCUCGCUGCCGCAUGGGCUGGGUGCAGGGCACCACGCUGCUUUCCUGGGGCAGCAGCAUCAACAGCAGCAGCAGCAGCAGCGGGUGCUGGGGCGACAAAUGCUGCUGUACCAUCAGCAGCGGCUGCAGCAGCAAGAGCAGGGGGCGGGUGUGGAGCAGCAGCAGCAGCGGCAGUGUGUGGUGCAGAAGCAGCGAGUGCAGCAGCAGGAGGAGGUGGAGAGGGGCAAGGAGGUGGUGGCAGCUCGGCACGGCUGUGCGCCCAUGGGCGCCACCACCCACACGAGCGCCAGCGGCGGCAGCACAGGCGGCAGCAUCAGUGCCGCUGCCACGCACGUGCUCCCUGCCAGCCUCGCAGCAGGAGCAGCAGGAGCAGCAUCCAUCUUCAUCCGCCCCACGCCACCUCCCCCUCCCAAAUGGCCUGUCUCUCUGCCCGCCCCUCUCAUCCCGCCCGCCUCCCACCUCGCCCUCUCCUCCGCCCUCCUCCCCUCCACCCACUCGUCCACAUCCACUGCCCCCUCCCCGCCUCCACCCGCGCCUGUCCUGGGCGCGGGCACUGCUGGUGCUGGGGGCAGUGCAGGGGCGGCAGCAGCAGCAGCAACAGCAGCAGCAGCAGCAGCAGCAGCAGCAGCAGCAGCAGCAGCAGCAGGUGGGGUGGGGUGCACGAUGACGCCGGCGGAGAAGAUAGAGAAGCUGCGGCGGCGGCAGCAGAUGAAGGCGGUGCAGCAGGCGCACAUGGCGCUGGAGCGCAGGAAGCUGCAGCACCUGCACCACCUGCACACGGCGCACCAGCUGCACCAGCUGCAGCAGUUACAGCAGCUGCAGCUGCAGCAGCAGGUGGAGUUGCAGCAGCGGUUGAGGGAGCACGGGGCAUCCAGCAUGGCGCAGCACGCCGCUGCCAGCCCAUGCGGCGACACGCCCGCCACUUCCACACGAGCAGCAGCGAGUGCGGAUAGAGCAGCAGAACUGGCAGUGGCAGCAGCGGCUACUAGUGUCAGCUCUGCUGCGGAUAGCGCUGCUGCUGCUUCUGCUGCUGUUGCUGCUGCUGCGGCUGGUGGCGCGGCAGGCAGGCGGGCCCAGGCGUGGGCCCCCCCAGCAGGCGCACCGCUGGCCGUGGUGCUGAGCUCCAGCAACCUGCAGGCGUUCGGCGCGUCCUCGGAUGUGCUGCCCGCGCCGCAAGGCAGCGACUGGACGGUCCCACCCGCCUGCUCAUCCGCGACGCGCUCUUCCGCCUCGCCCACAGCGCCUCUCAGCGCACUGCUGCCCUCCCCGCUCCUCCCCACUCGCCUUCCUCCCACUCCGCUCUCUCCUCCCACACUCACUCCCUCGCAUCCCCCUCCCUUCGCCGUCACGCGUCCGAGCCUACCACUGCUGGCAGGCGCCGCACCUCGUGUCCAGCCUCGGAAGCAUCUGUUGCGGCGCCCAGCUCAGGUGGCAUGCACUCCAGUGCCGCGGGUGCUGCUCAUGCGGCCUUCGGGGCGGCGUGCGAGUGGGACAGCAACGCCAUGGACCGCGCCAUCGCCAACCUGCUCUUCCACCGCCCCGCCCACCCGCCAACUCCCCCCUCCGCCUCUCCCCCUCCUGCCGUCACGCAUGCUGCCUCUGGGGCGUCUCCCAUUCGUCCUGCACAUGCUGCUGCAGCAGCAGCGCCAGUGGGCGCAGGAGGUGAGGGGGGAAGAGCAGGAGAGGCUGUGGCAAGGCGAGCAGGGGGCGAGGGAGAGGCGGGUGCAGCGCCUGCUCUUGCUGCCGCCCUCUCUUCCCCUCCCUCCCAUGCCGCCCACUCGCCCCGUCCCACCCCCAUGCACAUCUCCUCCCCCCUCUCCCCCCAUGCGCACUCCCCCGCUCCCCCUGCAACCCCGCCCGCUCACCCAUGGCCACCACCUCGCCGUGUGCCCCCGCCCUCUCUGUGUCCCACUCCUUGUGCUCCUCGCCCGCCCUCGCCUCCCCUGCCACGUCGGCCCACGCGCCCUCCUCCACCCCACCACGUCCCUGCCACUCCUCCCUGCUGCCUCCUCAUCCCUCUCCUUUCAGCAGCAGCAGCAGCAGCAGCAGCAGCUGGCCAUGCUGAUGUGGCAGCCCCGUGGCCUGCCACCUGGCACCCGCUGGCUACCAAGCCUAGCCAGGGCUGCUCCAGACCUCGUUAUCCAAGCCUCGGAGGCAGGCUUGGGCAAGGCUGGGAACAAUGAGAGGCAGGGAAUUGCAGCAGCGCAAGAGGCUGCAGUGGGGGCGAUGGUGCUUGGAGGAGGCAUUUCAGGUGACGCCUGGCGAUGUGUCUCAGGUGGUACUUCAGGUGCGUCUGAAGCCUCUCUGCCAUCCAGGCUGCCGGCCCUUCCCCCCACACUCUCGGCAUCCUCAGGCCGUCCAGGUAGCCUGCUGCCACUGGUGUGUGGCAUGGGCGAGGGCAGCAGCGGGGGCGGCAGCAGCAUGAGGGCGCAGCAGGCGUUCAGCGAGAUGCUGUGCCGCCAGCACACGCGCGAGGACGGGGCGCCCAUGGGGGCAGGGGACCACCCUGCUGCCACACAUGCUCUGGGAGCCGGCUCGGCACGGGCACGGGCGUGGAUGUAGGCAUGGACGUGGGUGGGGAGUUGGGGGCGGUGGUGAGAGGUGGGAUGAGUGUGCUGGGCCGUCCUGCUAACUACCGCUUCCCCUCGCAUCACUUUGGGUAGCCAGUGCUGCCCAGGCAGCAUUACAGCAGCAGCAGCAGCAAGGUGUGCGGUGCGUUGUGAUGCGAGGACAUGAGGCGAGGCGCCAGCGUUACCGCCAGUCAGAAGCGUGUGCAGUGCAGUUUUAGUCCCUCCAGUUGCGCGCUGCUCGCACCUUACUUCCACCCCACUUGUUUUUUUAUAUGGGUUGACUUGCCAAGCUCUCAUGAGCGCUCAUCUCAGCUGCUGCUGAGAUCGUAGGUGAAAUUCUGUGUGUGUGUGUGUGAGU